AUCAAUGUGCGCGCUGCUUUUGCUAUCAUGAGUUUUCUGUCAAAAUUAAAGGCGUUUGAUCUGAGCAGAUUUACAUCGAAGCUGCGCACCAGCAGACGCGACUCGGACAUGGCCAGCAGUACGGAAGUGUUGGUGUUUGGCUCCGCCAACAUCGACUACAUAACCUACGUGGAACACUUGCCGGAUCGAGGGGAAACCAUUUGCGCCAUGCAUCGUGAGCAGUGCUUUGGUGGCAAGGGAGCGAAUCAGUGUGUGGCUGCGGCAAAGCUGGGAGCGAACUGCGCCUUGGUGGCCAAUCUGGGCAACGAUCAGCUGGGCAAUGAUUACUACAACUAUCUGAAUCAGCUGGACGUUGAUGUGACCUAUGUGCAGCUGAAGGAGGAAUGCAGCACUGGCAUGGCGGAGGUGGUGGUGGCGGAUAAUGCGGACAACCAUGUGAUAGUUGUAGGUGGCGCUAAUAAUUUGCUAAAUGCCAAGGAUGUGACCAGAAGUCGCAGCAUGUUUAGACAUGCGCGCGUGCUGCUUUGUCAGCUGGAAACGGAUGAGCGUGCGGUGCUGUUUGCUCUCAAGCAAUUCAAAGGCAUCUCAGUGCUGAAUGCUUCACCUGCGCGCAAGGAUUUGCCCAUUGAGUUGAUCAAGGCGCCGCAUAUACUUUGCAUUAAUGAGCUGGAGGCAGCGCAGCUCACCAAUCGGCCAGAGAUCGUGUCACUUUACGAUGCCAAAGCCGCUGCUCAGCAGCUGCUGCGCAUGGGCGCCAAGAGCGUCAUCAUUACCAUGGGCGCACAGGGUGCAGUGCAUCUGUCCAAGCAGCAGCCAGACAACUGCACCCAUGUGCCAGCUGCUCAUGUCCGAUACCUGGCGGACACUUCAGGCGCCGGCGAUGCCUUUCCUAGGGCGCUCCUAGCCUUUCAUUUGUCACGCUUUCCCAAUCUGCGUCGCGAGUCGCACAUACAAGCGGCCAACAUAUGCGCCGCCUAUGCUGUGGGACAUCGCGGCACGCAGCCAAGCUUUCCAGGUCCAGAGCUGGCGCAGCACAGUCUCUGCAGCAUGCCACUGAUAUAUUCAGUUAUACCAGAUGCGCCGCCAGAGCCGGAGCCAGAGCCAGAGCCAGCGCCAGCGCCAGUUGUAGCCGACGCAGUGGAUGCAGCGCCUGUUGCUGGAGCAGCAGCAGCGGGCGCAGCGGGAGCAGCGGCUGUUGCAGCAGAGCCUGCAGCAGAAGCAGCGCAGCCAGCUGAAGCAGCAGCUGAGCCGCAAGUGGAGCCUGAAGCAAAAGCAGCGCCAGAGCCGGAGCCAGUGCCAGAAACAGAACCAGAACCAGUAGCUCAAGCUGCAGUAGAGCCCGAACUGCAAGCAAAGGAACCUGAACCUGAAGCAAAGGAACCUGAACCAGAAGCAAAGGAACCUGAACCAGAAGCAAACGAACCCGAACCGCAAGCAAAGGAACCCGAACCGCAAGCUAUGGAACCCGAGGCAGACGCUCAGAAAUCCGAAUCAGAAGCUAAGGAGCCGGAACCAGAAGCUACACCUAAGCGUGACUCCAAGAAUGACACCAGGCGACCCUCAGCGCAGCAGCGAGCAGCAGAAGCGGCAGCAAUUUAAACAAAAAUUUCAGGCAGUAGUUAAAAAACAAAAAUUUGCAGUUAAUAAAUAGAAACAGAUUUUCGAUAGCAG
This is a messenger RNA of Drosophila busckii, 1671 nucleotides long. Its product is annotated as ribokinase. Gene Ontology annotation, molecular function: ribokinase activity. Gene Ontology annotation, biological process: D-ribose metabolic process. The record is from RefSeq and is a predicted model, not a curated record. NCBI's taxonomy places the organism in Eukaryota, Metazoa, Arthropoda, Insecta, Diptera, Drosophilidae.